UCCUCCUCCAUUUAGAGCGUCCCAGCGAGCUCGAGCUCGAGCUGGAGCUGUGUAGAGCGAGAGAGGGAAGAGGACGAUCGGUUUCAGGAGCUUCUUUACCUGAUUAAGCUUAGAUUGUUGGCUGAGAUUGUUGUUGCGGGUUGAUCGAGGGUGGUGCGGGGGAUGCCGUGUUCGUCGGCGACGGCUGCUCAGGCGGCGUGGCUGCUGCAGGUGGGGGCGGCGGCGGAGCAGGCGUCGUCGUCGUCGUCGUCGAAGGGAGGAGGAAGGGUGCUGACGGCGGGGACGACGACCAUGGACACGGGUGGGGGAGGCGGGGCGGGGUACAACGGUGGGGGCGGCAAUGCCGGUGACCACCAGGAGAGCAGCAGCAGCGGGCAGUCGAGGCUGGCGGCGCGGGGGCACUGGCGCCCCGCCGAGGACGCCAAGCUCCGGGAGCUCGUCGCGCUGUACGGCCCGCAGAACUGGAACCUCAUCGCCGAGAGGCUCGACGGCAGAUCCGGGAAGAGCUGCAGGCUGCGGUGGUUCAACCAGCUGGACCCGCGGAUCAGCAAGCGGCCGUUCAGCGACGAGGAGGAGGAGCGGCUGAUGGCGGCGCACCGGUUCUACGGCAACAAGUGGGCGAUGAUCGCGCGGCUCUUCCCCGGCCGGACCGACAACGCCGUCAAGAACCACUGGCACGUCAUCAUGGCGCGCAAGUACCGGGAGCAGUCCACCGCCUACCGCCGCCGCAAGCUCAACCAGGCCGUCCAGCGCAAGCUCGAGGCUGCCGCCGUCGCCUCCUCCAUGCCCCCCUCCGCCGCCGACGUCGUCGUCGGCCACCACCACCACCACCUCAUCGCCGCCGCCCACGACCCCUACGCCUUCAGCUUCCGCCACUACUGCUUCCCUUUUCCCGGCUCCCCUGCCACCGCCGCCGCCGACGAGCCCCCCUUCACCUGCUUGUUCCCUGUCGGUGCUGGGACGGCGGCGAGCGUAGCGGCUGCGGCGGGGCACGGCGGCCUGUCCUGGCCAGACGCCAUGGCCGCCGGAGGAGGAGGUGGGGUCGUCAUGGACGGCGGUGGCGGCCGCUACAUGGUGGAGCCACCCCCGUUCCUAAUGCCGGCGGCGGCGCACGGCGGCAACGCCGCCUGGCUCGCCCACGGCCACGGCCACGCUCACGACAUCAUGAUACUGAACGGCGGCGACGCCGGCGCCGGCUUGGACCAGGGCGGCGGCUUCGAGGUGGUGACGGCGGCGUCGCCGACGUUCAUCGACUUCCUCGGCGUCGGCGCGACAUGA
Messenger RNA from Oryza brachyantha (malo sina), 1278 nucleotides. RefSeq names its product transcription factor CSA-like. Gene Ontology annotation, cellular component: nucleus. The record is from RefSeq and is a predicted model, not a curated record. Gene Ontology annotation, biological process: regulation of DNA-templated transcription. Gene Ontology annotation, molecular function: DNA-binding transcription factor activity, RNA polymerase II-specific; RNA polymerase II cis-regulatory region sequence-specific DNA binding. The transcript has 3 exons. NCBI's taxonomy places the organism in Eukaryota, Viridiplantae, Streptophyta, Magnoliopsida, Poales, Poaceae. Bases 163 to 1278 code for a protein of 371 amino acids.